AUGGAAGUUACUACGGAGUACUCCGUAGAGUUGUCGUCAUGGAUCAGUCUCCAAAGGUCGUCACCUGGAGCUCUCUGGACAUUACUAUGUACAAGGUUAUCAUGUGAGAACGCCACUGGGCUGAAAGAGAUGUUAGUCCUUACUGACGAGGAAGGUGAAAUUCCGACUGGAUUAACCGAUCUUGUCAAUGACGAUCUCCUUGAACCGACAGAGGGACAGAUGAGGCUCUGCGGUGGCGGAGCUGGUCUUGGUCUAGAUGGGACAGGAUGA
Messenger RNA from Microsporum canis CBS 113480, 270 nucleotides. RefSeq lists its product as uncharacterized. Bases 1 to 270 code for a protein of 89 amino acids. The transcript has a single exon. The record is from RefSeq and is a predicted model, not a curated record. NCBI's taxonomy places the organism in Eukaryota, Fungi, Ascomycota, Eurotiomycetes, Onygenales, Arthrodermataceae.